This is a messenger RNA of Parathielavia appendiculata, 891 nucleotides long. RefSeq lists its product as uncharacterized. The record is from RefSeq and is a predicted model, not a curated record. NCBI's taxonomy places the organism in Eukaryota, Fungi, Ascomycota, Sordariomycetes, Sordariales, Chaetomiaceae. The transcript has a single exon. The coding region runs from base 280 to 747 and encodes 155 amino acids.
GCAUGUUGGCCAGAAACUCAUGGGGCUCUGCCGGUUUGCUGGCGAUUAUGAGAGCCCACUCGCGAUACGAACCGUGCGACAUUCUGCGCAAGGUAGGCAUACCAUGCCUGGUCUACUUUGAAGACGCGAUUGCAGCACACGGCGUUCCUACGGCACUCUUCAACCUCUACCUCUUGGUUCCUGACCUUGCGGUUGCCGAGGACGCGCUUGCCGCCGCGGGAUGGACCACGGCGCCGCCUUUUUGACCGCGGCUACCAUUUUUUGAAUGCACCGACAUGUAUGCCAUACCGACGAUUGGUACCCCCGACUCGCCCAAUCCCUCCGUCGCAAGACGCGUCCCCUGGAUCAACAACGACGGUUCUGCUUCCGGCCGUUUGUUGGGGCGUGCCCAACACUGACGCACUCUGCCGCGCAUCAGCAGAGAGCCUAGUCCCUCUGCUGCCUCUCCUUCUCGACGGCUUGAUCAAAACGCUUCUUGAUCUACCUUCCUUCGACAGUCCUGUCCAUGAUCACUUGGCCACACAGAUAUCGUAUCUCUACGCACACUGCGACCCGCUCAAUGACCAAGACUUCGCGGACGGGUUGAUGUUGGAGCACCGCCAGUUCCACUACGACGCUCUUUCAAAGCUGGGUCUGGGGACAGUGCCUUUCUCCAGCGAGCACCGUCGGAUCAGGGAUGACAUUAGGAGCGUGAGGCGUGAGCCGCGGAGGGGCUCGUGGUACAUGCCUCCUGCUCGCCACGGAUAGUGGCUGGAUGACCCUUCUCCCUGGAGACUCGAGUUGUCGGGUGGUGCAAACUCACUGUGGGCUGGAUCUGGUGCAGUGACGUGCCUCAAUCUAGCUCCGAAAUCGACCAACUGAGCGGUAACCAAACAGGCCGGUUGUCAUGGU